This is a messenger RNA of Cololabis saira (Pacific saury), 692 nucleotides long. RefSeq names its product zinc finger protein 3-like. Lineage: Eukaryota; Metazoa; Chordata; Actinopteri; Beloniformes; Belonidae. The record is from RefSeq and is a predicted model, not a curated record. The transcript has a single exon. The annotation marks the transcript as partial.
GCAUGAAAGAGUUUAGUAAACUUAGUAUUUUAAUGGAUCACAUGAAGAUCCACACUGGUGAAAAGCCGUACCUGUGCAACACCUGCAGAAAAACCUUUACUCAUUCAUCACUUCUUAAACGCCACAUAACCACGCACACGGGCGAGAGGCCCUACAGCUGCAAAACACGUGGAAAGAGUUACAGGCAACAUUCCCACCUCGUGGUUCACUCGAGGAUCCACACGGGCGAGAAGCCCUACAUCUGCAAAACAUGUGGAAAAAGUUACACAGAACGUUCCAGCCUGGUGAUUCACUCGAGGACCCACACUUGGGAAAGGCCAUACCUGUGCAACACCUGCAGCAAAACCUUUACUAAUUUAUCGGAUCUUAACCGCCACAUAACCAUACACACGGGCAAAAAGCCCUACAUCUGCAAAACAUGUGGAAAGAGUUACAGGCUACGUUCCCACCUGGUGAUUCACUCGAGGAUCCACACCGUUGAAAGGCCGUACAUGUGCAACACCUGCGGAAAAACCUUUACUAAAUCAUCAAAUCUUAAAAGCCACAUAACCAUGCACACGGGCGAGAAGCCCUACAUCUGCAAAACAUGUGGAAAAAGUUAUAGGCUACGUUCCCAACUGGUGAUUCACUCGAGGAUCCACACCGGCGAAAGGCCGUACAUGUGCAACACCUGCGGAAAAACCUUUACUGAA